Encephalitozoon intestinalis ATCC 50506 is the source of this 1203-nucleotide messenger RNA. Its product is annotated as inorganic pyrophosphatase/exopolyphosphatase-like protein. The record is from RefSeq and is a predicted model, not a curated record. Gene Ontology annotation, molecular function: exopolyphosphatase activity. The transcript has a single exon. Bases 1 to 1203 code for a protein of 400 amino acids. Gene Ontology annotation, cellular component: cytoplasm. Lineage: Eukaryota; Fungi; Microsporidia; Unikaryonidae.
AUGACCUUACUGGAAGAAAGGCUGAAAUCAUUUUUUGCAACCAACAAAGAACGAAUUCUCCACGGAGAACUUAGGAUUGCCAUGGGAAACGAGGCGUGUGAUCUUGACUCGUUUAUAAGUUCAUUGGUGGUGGCGUAUGCUGAAGACGCUAUUCAUGUUGUCAAUAUGAGAAAGGAGGUCUUCAUGGCAAAAGGAGAAAUUAUGUGUGUGUGUAGGGAAUUUGGAAUAGAUGUAGACGAUCUGAUAUUCCUUGUUAAACCAACACUACAUUUCUCACCAAAGGCAAGAAAAGUAGGAGCGUAUUUCGACUUAGAGGGAAAGCAGUAUCCGAUAUCUGGGAAGAAGAUCAAGCUUCUCCUCACGGAUCAUAACAAACCUGCCGAGGUGUUUGAUGAUAGUGAAGUCGAGCUGGUUAUUGAUCACCACAUGCUUUCGGGGCAUGUUCCUCCUGCGAAAAGAAUGUAUAUCGAUCUGGACGUCGGGUCUGCAACAACAUUGGUUUCCAAAUAUCUUGGAGAGGACCUGACAAAAAAGAACCACUGUGCAGAGCUGGUGAACAAGCGCCGGAAAGGUGAGGAGAAAGAGGCGCUUUGCUCGGCUUUUGCUAAGCUCUUACUUAUUCCGAUUCUGAUGGAUACAGGAUUCUUAAAAAGGCGCACAAGUAUCUUCGAUAUAGCCGAAUAUAAAAAGCUGAAAAGAAUGGCUGGCGUGAAGAAGAAGGAGCUGAAGAAGACGAUACGGGCUUUAAGGCUUGCCAGGAGAAAUGAUAGCGAACAUGGAACAGAUCUUAUUCUUCAGAAGGACUUUAAGGCCUUCCAUCACAAGAAGUUCUUUUUCGGGGGAUCGACAGUAAAGUACCCAUUUGAGGAUUGGGCAGAUAGAGAAGGAAAGAACAUUAGGGGACUCCCCGAGGGAAAGACAGGGAUGGCCUUGCAACUUCAAAUAGAAAGCUUCCGAAAGGCAAUGGGCCUGGACUUCUUCUUUGUGGCAACCAAGAUCAAAGGUGUUAGGAACAUAAUCUUUUCAAGCUUUCCUUUUCUGAAGGAUAUUGUCGGAAGGAACAAAAUGAAGAGCAUCGAGUACAAAGGCCUGGAAUACUAUUCUGCAAGCAAGAAACUGACAAGGAAGAUUCUUGUUCCCGAGAUAAUUAAGAUAAUUGACAAGCACAUAGGUGACUCGAAGAAAGAUAAGAGUUCGCAAUAA